Messenger RNA from Cephus cinctus (wheat stem sawfly), 2006 nucleotides. Its product is annotated as group XV phospholipase A2. Lineage: Eukaryota; Metazoa; Arthropoda; Insecta; Hymenoptera; Cephidae. The transcript has 7 exons. The record is from RefSeq and is a predicted model, not a curated record. Gene Ontology annotation, biological process: lipid metabolic process. The coding region runs from base 199 to 1422 and encodes 407 amino acids.
CCGUGAAGCUGAUUCUCAUUGUCAGUUAAACUUCACAUCUGUUUACAUCGGAAAGUUGUUCACAAUAGUAGAAGAAGAGAAUAAUAGUGAACGUGUUGAUAUAUGAGUGCACCUAGAAAGAACGACUAUUAAUUCUAAUUUUAUUUAAAAUAUACUUAUUUACCUAUAUACUUUUUGUAUUAUUUGCCUCAGCUGGCAAUGAACUCAAAAUUAAUUCUUGAACUUUUUAUCUUGUUUGGCAUUUUACAUGUAGCAAAUCUUUGGCGUUUUCGAGGGAAGCAACGAUCACCAGUUAUAUUCAUUCCAGGAGAUGGUGGGAGCCAGGUUGAAGCUAAAGUCAAUAAAACAACUGUAGUUCAUUAUCUCUGUGAGAAAACUUCGGCGGAUUACUUUAACAUAUGGCUUAAUCUGGAGCUGUUGGUUCCAAUCAUAAUAGAUUGUUGGAUCGAUAACAUGAAAUUGUAUUACGACAAUAAUACAAGAACAACAAGAAAUGCUGAUGGGGUUGAUAUAAGAAUACCAGGAUGGGGAAAUCCAUAUACAGUAGAAUACUUAGAUCCUAGUAAAGCAUCCCCUGGAUCCUAUUUUAAAGAUAUUGGUAAUAUGCUUGUGAAUGAGCUUGGAUAUGUAAGAAAUGUUUCUAUUCGUGGAGCACCCUAUGACUUCAGAAAAGGACCCCAUGAGAAUGGAGAGUUUUUUGUGAAACUGAAAGAUUUAAUCGAAGAAACUUAUUUAAUGAAUAAUAAAGAGCCAGUAACAUUAAUAGCACACAGUAUGGGAGGACCUAUGUCUCUUGUUUUCCUACAACAACAAAGUCAAAAGUGGAAAGACAAGUAUAUAAAUUGCCUGGUAACAUUAGCUGGAGUAUGGGGAGGUUCUGUGAAAGCUCUUAAAGUUUUUGCUAUAGGGGAUGAUUUGGGCGCAUAUGUACUUCGCGAAAGCACAUUGAAGGACCAACAAAUUACGUGUCCAAGCUUGGGAUGGUUGUUACCCUCGAGUUUAUUUUGGAAGGAUACUGAAGUCCUGGUACAAACGCAACUAAGGAAUUAUACAUUCAAGGAUAUGAAAGACUUCUUAAUAGAUAUAAACGUUCCUAAUGGCUGGGAGUUCCGGAAAGAUACUGAAAAAUAUCAGUUAGAUUUUACUGCUCCAGGCGUAGAGUUGCACUGCUUACACGGAGUCAAAGUGGACACGGUGGAACGAUUAUAUUACAAACCGGGUACCUCGGUCGACGGAUAUCCUCAAUUAAUUCCUGGCGAUGGCGACGGGACAGUUAAUUUAAGAAGUCUAGAAGGUUGUCUACAUUGGCAAGGUAAACAAAGUCGAAAAAUUUAUCAUCAGCCAUUCACGGGUGUUAAUCACAUGCAAAUCUUAAGGGAUGUCAAUGUAUUAAAUUAUAUCAAAACUAUAUUGAAUGUUUAGAAACCUAGUCUAUAUUGUCAUACUUGACGAAGUGAAACUCAAAAACGAAAUUGUAGAUUCGCUGCAAACUCAUGUCAAUAAGUGUUAGAAUCUUCUAGAGAUUAACAAAGAAUCCUCCAUGAUCACAAAAACUUGAAUAAGUUUACUUACGAUCAACAUAGUGCGAUUUGAGUUACUCGCUAUGACAUAAAAAAAUAUCUAAGUCAUUAGACAUCAGAGCAUGUAGAACUGCCGCUUAUAAUAAUGUCGACCGUUCGAGCUUACUAUUUAUAGUGCCAAUUUAUUGUUAAUUACACGCUCGUAAGAAAUCUAACUUUUAACUGAUUUACUCUGAAUAUUUCAAUGAUUAAUGCCUGCUUUAGUUUUAUCACUAAAAUCUCAAAUUAUUUUAUAAAUACGUCUAGGAAGAUAUUAUUUCAUUUGAACAUGAUUAACAACGUGUAUGCAAGUGAAAAAAGUGGUCCAUAUUAAAGAAUAUGUUGUAUAUAUACCUUAUGGUGCCGUAAUAUACUAUUGUAUAAUACUACUAAUGUAAUAAUAUAUGAUCUUAUGCAAUGUCAUGGAAUAAAUGGAAAUUAAAUUAA